AACCUCGGGCAUGCGCACACGCGGGAGCCCGACGCUUGGCGGUCUCCGGAAGUGCUUCGACCACCCGCGACGCGCAUGCGCACCGAGGAGUCGUGGCGGUGGGCCUAGCGGCGCGGCGAAAUCUUCGGGCUCGAGUGAGGCGCCAGGCUGGCCGGGGGUGCUGCCCCAGGUCUCGAGUGUGCUAAAGUCGCCCAGCCUUCACCAUGGACUUCCAGCACCGGCCCGGGGGCAAGACGGGGAGCGGGGGCGUGGCCUCCUCCUCCGAGAGCAAUCGGGACCGCCGGGAGCGGCUCCGGCAGCUGGCCCUGGAGACCAUUGACAUCAACAAGGACCCCUACUUCAUGAAGAACCACCUGGGCUCAUACGAGUGCAAGCUCUGUUUGACACUGCACAACAAUGAGGGCAGCUACCUGGCCCAUACGCAAGGCAAGAAACAUCAGACUAACUUGGCCCGGCGAGCGGCCAAGGAGGCCAAGGAGGCCCCCGCCCAGCCAGCGCCUGAGAAGGUCAAGGUGGAGGUGAAGAAGUUUGUAAAGAUUGGCCGCCCGGGGUACAAAGUGACUAAGCAGAGGGACACGGAGGUGGGCCAGCAGAGCCUACUGUUCCAGAUCGACUACCCCGAGAUCGCCGAGGGCAUCACGCCACGGCACCGCUUCAUGUCGGCCUACGAGCAGAGGAUUGAGCCCCCGGACCGGCGCUGGCAGUACCUGCUCAUGGCCGCCGAGCCCUAUGAGACCAUCGCCUUCAAGGUGCCGAGCAGAGAGAUCGACAAGGCCGAGGGCAAGUUCUGGACCCACUGGAACAGGGAGACCAAGCAGUUCUUCCUGCAGUUCCACUUCAAGAUGGAGAAGCCGCCGGCCCCGCCCAGCCUCCCUGCUGGGCCCCCCGGAGUGAAGCGGCCCCCGCCCCCGCUGAUGAAUGGUCUGCCCCCUCGCCCCCCACUCCCCGAGUCUCUGCCCCCACCCCCACCUGGAGGCCUGCCCCUACCCCCCAUGCCACCUGCAGGGCCUGCACCUUCAGGACCUCCUGGGCCCCCCCAGCUGCCCCCACCAGCGCCUGGCGUCCACCCUCCAGCCCCAGGGGUCCACCCACCCCCUGCCCCUGGGGUACACCCUCCAGCCCCAGGUGUACACCCGCCAGCCCCAGUGGUCCACCCCCCAACAUCUGGGGUCCACCCCCCAGCUCCUGGGGUCCAUCCCCCAGCUCCUGGGGUCCAUCCUCCAGCACCUGGCGUCCACCCUCCAGCACCUGGCGUCCACCCGCCUGCCCCUGGGGUGCACCCACCCCCAGCCGCAGGGGUGCACCCCCCGGCCCCAGGCGUCCACCCACCGGCCCCUGCAGUUCACCCCCAGGCCCCCGGUGUCCAUCCCCCGGCCCCCGGGAUCCACCCACAGCCUCCUGGGGUUCAUCCUGCAGCUGCUGGAGUCCACCCCCAGCCCCCUGGCGUCCACCCCUCCAAUCCUGGGGUGCACCCUCCGACCCCUAUGCCCCCAAUGCUGCGGCCCCCUCUCCCCGCCGAAGGGCCGGGCAACAUUCCUCCCCCUCCUCCAGCCAACUGAAAAGCUGCAGGCCCCAGGUAUCUUGUCAGGCCCUCACCCUGCCUGGCACCCCGUUUGUACUGCUCCAGGU
Ochotona princeps (American pika) is the source of this 1629-nucleotide messenger RNA. It is a transcript of the gene SF3A2, whose product is annotated as splicing factor 3a subunit 2. The record is from RefSeq and is a predicted model, not a curated record. NCBI's taxonomy places the organism in Eukaryota, Metazoa, Chordata, Mammalia, Lagomorpha, Ochotonidae. Gene Ontology annotation, molecular function: zinc ion binding; nucleic acid binding. Gene Ontology annotation, cellular component: nucleus; catalytic step 2 spliceosome; U2 snRNP. Gene Ontology annotation, biological process: spliceosomal complex assembly. The coding region runs from base 204 to 1559 and encodes 451 amino acids. The transcript is spliced from 9 exons.